AUGGCAGACGAGCUCGUAGAACACCGGUUCGUGCAGAUAUACCAAGCUUGUGAAAGGGCAUCAUCCAAGCUCGAUGACUUUUGGAACACACUUGCUCAGACAUCAGCUAUUGCAGUAUCUCAUGGUUGCGAGAAAGUAUACGCUCGAGUCACGCAAAGCAACAAGGACCUCGACCUUCUCCAAACUGUUCAAAGUCUGCAAAAUUUGAUGCUCACAAACGAUGAUUCAACCAAAAGCGCCAUCUUGUUGCGUACCAUCACACGACUGUUGAUAUUUAAUCAAGAACAUGCGACUGAUAAAGCCAAGAUACAGUUUCAUCACUGCAAAACGGACUCUCAGCAAGUACAUCCCUAUGCUACAUUGAUGCGGCAAAAGCCCACCUUGUACUUUGAUUUACUGGAAGAGGUCGACUAUGUGAUUUCCAAUCAUGCGUCUGUUGCUAUCUCUAUGUCACAUGGAUUCAUAUCAGCCAUUUUUUUGACAGAAAACGCAGUAGAUCCAAAUGCAUUCUUGAUUCGACUUACCAGUGCCAUUAUGACGAAUGGCAUCCACAGCAACAAUAGCAUGAUGACAGAUAUCUAUGCCUGCACAUCUAACAUCCUGUUUCAAUACCCAUUGCAGAAAGAGAGUGGUCGAUAUCUCUCGUUGGUAGACUUUUUGAUGUGGAUAACCAUUAUCAACAAGCCCUAUCAGAAACUGCAAGCAGAUCGAGCCACAGUCAGCACAACUGAUUACAUCUAUCCUUUCAUGGAUCGCCUAAUCACUGCGUCUUCCAAAAAGUAUCCCAUCAUGAGCUAUCUUGCUCGCUUAGAACGCAUGAUAGCAGACUGCUCCAAUGAUGUGCUCUCAGAUGUGAUUUGGGUCUGUUUGGCCUACAUACUCUUUGGAUCACAGAAUGUCACUGAACAGCAAGCCAUCAUGCGAUUGAUAAAGUCCAUGCGCGCCAAGGUCAGCAGCAAUGUGUCUCGUAUUGCUUAUCUGCCACUGUAUCAAUUGUUAUCUGAAUUGAACGAUAAAGACGCCUCAACGGAUCUCAAGACGCUUAAAGACGACACCUUGAACAUGCUCUACCAGCUUGACAACAUCAAAAAUACCGCUAGCUUUGAUCAAACAUCUAAACAACAUAUGCAAACAUUGACCCAAGCCAACACCAUCUAUGGACUCCUUGCUCACCUCCUUGUCUAUCUGGAUGGCUUCUACAACGACAGCAUCCCUGUGCUCAUCCAAAGCUACAAUGCAGGCCCUGAUACCACUUUGACACUCAACAUGCUCUUCAGCACACCUCAUGCGUACGAUGCUGAUUUGGACACGCAAUGUAUCGUUUUGAGCCGCAUCACAGAAUUAUCUUCGCUAGUAGAGACGUCUUGCAAGUUUCCCAUGUUGCUGUUCCUUCUUCGCAUGCUUUGCGCUUCCUUUGAUGAGCCUCGUUUAGUCGCCCAUCUGUUUAAGGAUGUGAUUCCCAUGCUUGCAGAUCCCAGUGACCCUACUCUCACGAGCAAAGUGCUUCAACUAAUUCUGUCAUCUAUCAGCAGUGGCGAUACCAUGGCUAGUUUGGGUGUCAAGGCACUUGCACACACACAUCAACGCCAACCUCGUGUAUGGCAGGAACUGAAAAAGGUAUUUGCUGAAUGGGUGCUGCGUCGCAAGUCAGGCACGGUACGUCGCAAGGUGGACCUCUCUGUCAGUGGCCCUAUCAAGCUGGAAUUGGCUGUCUUGACUACCAUGCGAGAUGUGUGCAAGACCAAACCAAGAGAAUGUGCUCCUGAUGUGCUGCCCAUGGUCAUGUCGUUGCUACAGACAUGUCAAGACCUCAGCAUGGCGUCGCUCUCUAUUCUCAUGACAACCAUCAAUCACUGUAUCACAGCUGGUUUGGUUGAGCCUCGCUCUAUUUGGAACAUUACUGUUGUCUAUCUCGCUCAAUUUGCAGUAGAUCAAGGCACACAAAAGUCUGCUCUGCUUGUACAAGAACUGUGCACAUUUUACUCGAUUGCAGGCUCGAGAAAUGACACUUCUGAACCCUACCUGCAAUUCAAGGAGCAUUUGCUGACUGAAUUUGUACUGCCCUUGAUUGACUCGAACGAUCAACACGCUGCUCAGCAUGCCAUGCUCGCCUUGUCCAAGUUUUCUGCUCAAGACAUGGCCAUUGUGUUACCAGAAAAGGCAGCUGAAUACGUACAACAUGCCACUCCCACAGACGAUCAUCCCAUUGAGAACCAACAUUUGGUACUUGCUACACUCAUGUCAAACGAACUGGAUCAUAUGCGUCGUGGUUUGUUCAAGGAAGAAAACAGCAAGAAGCAAGUAACUUCUUCUACCAGCAGCAAACAGCAUAUUACAAAUGAUGCUGGACAUGUGGUGGGUGAGCACGAAAUAGAGAUACAAGCCUUGUUAUCACAGCUUUGGGAAGACGCGCGCGUUGCUCCAGGCCUUCGCUCAGGCUAUGCUAUUGCCAUGCUGUAUACAUUGAACAGCAGGGAUGCGCCUACCAAGACACUGCAGGACAUGAGCAAAACCAAAUGGUAUCGCUUCAUGGUCACUUCUUUUACCGAUGUCUCUUUGACAGACCACUUGCUGCUUCGUGUGUCCAGCAUUGGAUCCUGGAAAUCCUUCUUUCAAAACGCACUUUCUGACACUAAAAACGAGCUGGAAGCCAUGGCGUCUAUUCUAGUCAAGGAUCUGCUGGCUCGCUUAGAGAGAAGUACGGUGCCUGGUGUUACUUGCAACAUUGCUAUGGCCAUCACUGGUCUUGUGCUUGUCAUUCAACUGUACACGCCUUCGUAUGCUGCUUCCUGUGCAAAUGAAAUCAUUGACAUCUUGAUGAAGAACUACAUUGUGUUAUCUGGAUCGCCCUUGUCGCACUCUGCUCAUUUGAUGAGCGAAGAAGUCCAGUUUGCAGCUAGAUUUGCAUUGGGUCAUCUUGCUACUUGCAUCAUUAGUAACGAAAAGGUAGUUCAAGAAAUAUACAAGGUACUGUUGGAUGCAGCUACCAGCAGCACAAACAGCAAGUAUAGAAAUAUCGAUACCUCGGUUGACCUCAUUCAGUUUGCCAACGGUUACGCGGCUGGGCAUUUCGUAGCUUCAUUGACAGUGUAUCCCACAAUGACGGAUAGCAUUGGCAACUUGAAAACAGCUGGUUUGGCUUCUUUGCAACAGUAUUAUACGCUGGAUGAUGCCUCGGAUAGCCGUGUUGUUGGCAUUUUGAUGGGUCUCGCUUCCAAACUCAAGCCAGCACUGAUGUGCGAUGCAGACACAGUGGGCGAUGAAUUGAACGUGGCUAGCACCAAACUCAAAGAGUACCUCAAUGGUGGAAGUAUUUGCAAAGGUCUCUUGUUAGGCUCAACUUGGGUUGUGGCCUUGGGCGCUCUUCAAGAGUACGGUGUCGAAUACGAUUACUCCAAUAUCAUUGAGUCUGUCAUGGCAGCUGCUUCUCGCGACCCCAAUUUAGCACAACACUUUUAUCAUUUCGUAGUUCCUUAUACACAAAUCUUAUACCACGGCUAUGUCCAUGCGGAUGCUGAUGAUGAAACAGCAGUGUCUCAGUAUACUCAGGCAUUUGAGCCCUUGUUUGACAGUAUUCAAUCAGACGAUGCUUCUAGCAAUUAUCGUAUUGCAAGCUUAUUCGGCAUUGCUACUCUGCUUGGCGUCGACUAUCUCAACCGAAAUGCUACCAGCGAUUUGUAUGCAGAAGCACAGCGCUAUCAAGCUUCAUCGAGACAAGCUGGUCUAGAUAAAUUAGCUGCCAUUACGGGCCUUACUGUCAAAUCUGCUCCAACAGGCAACUUGAAAAGUGGUCGUAUCGCUGCUGCUGCGUGCGGUAAAGUGUUGGCUCACACCCACUUGCUAAUGCAAGCCCUAGAUUCAGAUCAGUCGACGACAGGUGUUUCUUCCACUGCAGCAGAUACUAUGGCGGCGCUUGCGUCUGCUUCUUCAGAACCCAUCAACUACAAUCGUCUCAACAGCAACACCAGUUAUUUGAGGGCCGUCUUUGAUAAGCUUGCUCAACUCGCAAGCAGCUCGAUUUCAAGCAACAAGCACAAUAUCACCAUGCUGCUCAAGAGUUUUGUCAAGACACCAGGGCCACUGCCUCCUGUCAAUUGGUUUGCCCUGCUUCUCAAGCUGAGCAAAUCAUCGCCAGACAUGCAACAGCUGUGUUUCUUGUUUGCAUCCACACAUGCUGCGACUUCCUUCUCGCUGUCAGAAUACCUUGCAACCCAGACGAUGGCUCUUUUAAAAGAGGGUAAUAGCACAAAAUCUAAAUGCUUAUUUGCAAGCAAUGGUGGCCUUGUAGAAAAUGCUUUUGGUACACUGCUUAUGCUGGGUGGAUUACCUCGCGUGAAGGGAGUAUCCAAAGAGGAGGAAAAGAGACGACGUGGCAUGAAUGCAGUAACCAAGAAGAUGAGUAUAUCUGAAAGUCGAAUUUUGGAGCUUGUAAAGCAGCUGGCUGAGCGAUUUCAGUCGUUUGAUCAAGACAUGCAGUAUGCAGCAUUAUCCACUUUGGCAGAUCAUUUGCCGUCCUCUGAAGAACAGUUGGACGAAAGUAAAUCUAAGCUUGUGUCUUCACUUUACACACUGAUCUUUGAGUCGGUAAUUAGUCAAAUACUAUGCAACAAGUCCACGACGGAGAAAGUGCUUCGUCAAGCAGUAUCAUGCACUCGCACCGAGAGCAUCAAUCAGUUAUUACCAACCGGAAGACUGGAAGAUUGGGACCAUGUCAGCCCUACCGUCAACUAUCUAGUCUACCUCUGUGAAUCAUAUCAUUUGUCGAAAAAGAAGCAAACCACCAUCAAGUACAUUAGCACGGCUAUAACUCAUUUGAUUGGAAAUGGUGCCACUGAAAGCGAAAACUGCUGGAGAGUUGUUGCAGACAUGAUUGCCAAUAAUUGUCGAACAGAUCAAGACGCGUUAGGAUGGAUCAUUCGCGUAUUGGAUGCUUUUGUUGUCUACAUUAGUAGCUUCCAUGCUGCAGAGCAGCCUGAUCAAGACGUGCUCAUGAAGGCCAUUCAUACAGGCUUUCAUGCUAUUUUGAUAGAAUUGCGUUCUAGUCCAGAGAAUGUCUCUGACGUGCCACUGCAAAUUGCAGAUACAGCUUAUCUCCUCGGCUAUUUUAUUGGUAUUGCAAGCGAGCAUAAGACGGAACAAGAACAGAUUGUCAAACGUAUCUUUAAACUGUUGGGCAUGGUGCGCCACUUGCAAAGUGCUGACUGUACCGAUUUCUUCAAGAGUGUCGUACUAGGCAUGCCCUCUGUGUAUUUGCUACAAUACCAAAUGUAA
Messenger RNA from Mucor velutinosus, 5271 nucleotides. Its product is annotated as Transcription factor. The coding region runs from base 1 to 5271 and encodes 1756 amino acids. The record is from RefSeq and is a predicted model, not a curated record. NCBI's taxonomy places the organism in Eukaryota, Fungi, Mucoromycota, Mucoromycetes, Mucorales, Mucoraceae. The transcript is spliced from 6 exons.